AGUAGAGAGAAAGAGAAGAGAGGAGAGAGAGAGAGAGAAGAAAGCUUUCUGCUCUUAAUUCUCUCUCCCAUGAAAGAUCAAGCUCUGUUCUGGUCCUAGGGUUUCGUACUGUUCACUCAUCGAAGCUCUUGAAGCUCAGAAUUGAGUUCUAUCUUGGAGAACUGGAGGAUGUUUAUGAACUUGAAGUGAGAUUUUGAGGUGCUCGUUGUUGAUUGGAUCGAGAGGAUGGCGCAAAGUAAUUGGGAAGCGGAUAAAAUGCUUGAUGUUUAUAUUUAUGAUUAUUUGCUGAAGAGGAACCUGCAGUCGACUGCGAAAGCCUUUAUGGCUGAAGGGAAGGUUGCGGCUGAUCCCGUCGAAAAUUUUCCGAGCAAAUUUAACUUUUGCUUAGCAGCAAUUGAUGCCCCGGGAGGAUUUCUCUUUGAAUGGUGGUCUGUUUUCUGGGACAUAUUCAUUGCUAGAACAAAUGAAAAACAUUCAGAAGUAGCAGCAGCAUACAUAGAGGCACAACAAGCCAAGGUGAGAGAGCAUCAGCAACAGUUACAGAUGCAACAGUUGCAACUCAUACAGCAACGAAAUGCUCAGUUGCAACGAAAUAAUCCUAAUCAUCCUUCACUUAGUGGCCCAAUUAAUACCAUAAACUCUGAUGGUAUUUUGGGGACAUCAACAGCAAGUGUUUUGGCUGCCAAGAUGUACGAAGAGCGUUUGAAGCAUCCCAACUCGAUGGAAUCUGAGGCUUCUACGCAACUUCUUGAUGCUAGUAGGAUGGCACUUCUUAAGUCAGCAACGAAUCAUCCUGGCAGGCAGUUAGUCCAAGGUAACCAAGCUGGUGUAUCUGCAGCAUUGCAGCAAAUGCAGUCACGAAAUCAACAGACAACUGAUAUUAAGACAGAGGGUAACUUGGGUGUAGCUCAAAGAUCUAUGCCUAUGGAUCCAUCAUCCAUAUACGGACAGGGUAUUAUACAGGCAAAAUCUGGACUAGGAGGUCCUGGAUUGAGUCAAGGUGUUAGUGGUCUUACAUUGAAGGGCUGGCCCUUAACAGCAAUUGAUCAACUGCGGCCGAAUUUGGGCCCACAAGUUCAGAAGCCUCUUUUGUCUCCACAAAGUCAGUUUCAGCUCAUGUCACCACAACAGCAGCAGCAAUUCUUAGCACAGGCCCAAGCACAAGGAAAUCUUGGUGCAUCAACUAACUAUGGAGAUAUGGAUCCUCGACGAUUUAGAGGCUUGCCACGGGGCAAUUUGAAUGGAAAAGAUGGCCCACUUACUGGAACGGAUGGAUCUAUAGGUUCUCCUAUUCAGUCAAAUUCACCUAAAGUUAGGCCUGAUCAAGGAGAAUAUCUAAUGAAGAUGAAGAUGGCCCAGAUGCAGCAGCAGUCCUCUGCUCAGCAACCACAAGAACAGCUGCAGCAACAACAGCAGAUGCAGCAGAAUAACAGAAAAAGAAAGCAGGCAACUUCCUCUGGAGCUGCAAAUAGUACUGGUACAGGAAACACUGUAGGCCCUUCUAAUUCCCCUCCAUCAACUCCAUCUACUCAUAACACUGGUGAUGGAGUCGCAAUAGCUGGAAAUAUGCAACAUGUUAACAGUAUGCCAAAAGGGCUAAUGAUGUAUGGUACUGAUGGGCCAGGGGGACUUGCUUCUUCUUCAAAUCAGAUGGAUGACUUGGAGCACUUUGGUGAUGUUGCUUCUUUAGAUGAUAAUGUGGAGUCGUUUUUAUCCCAACAUGAUGAUGGGGAUGCAAGGGACAUUUUUGCUGCAUUAAAAAGAAGUCCUGCAGAACCCAAUCCAGAGCCUUCAAAGGGUUUUUCAUUUAAUGAGGUUGGUUGUAUCCGUACAAGCAACAGCAAAGUUGUCUGCUGCCAUUUCUCUUCAGAUGGAAAGAUAUUGGCUAGUGCGGGACACGAGAAGAAGGCUGUUCUCUGGAACAUGGAUACACUGCAAACAGAGAGUACACCAGAAGAGCACGCUCUUAUCAUCACAGAUAUACGUUUUAGGCCAAACUCAACUCAACUGGCGACAUCUUCUUUUGAUAGAACUGUUAAGCUAUGGAAUGCAGCAGAGCCAAAUUAUUGCUUGCAGACAUUUAGUGGCCACAGCUCCCAGGUGACAUCAUUAGAUUUUCAUCCUAAAAAGACAGACCUUCUAUGUUCUUGUGAUGGCAAUGGGGAGAUUCGUUUCUGGAAUGUGAGCCAAUAUUCAAGCUCACGUAUCUCCAAGGGUGGCACAGCACAAGUGAGGUUUCAGCCUAGAAUUGGACGUCUUCUUGCUGCAGCUUCGGAGAAUGUUGUUACGAUUUUUGAUGUUGAGAGUGAUACUAAAACACUCUCAUUACAGGGUCAUACAAAGGAGGUGCAUUCUGUUUGUUGGGACAAUAACGGGGAGUUCCUGGCUUCUGUUAGUCAGGAUGCUGUAAAAGUGUGGUCAUUGGUAUCAGGAGAGUGCAUUCAUGAGCUCAGCACCAACGUGAACAAGUUCCACUCUUGUGUUUUUCAUCCAAACUAUUCAACUCUUCUGGUUAUUGGAGGGUACCAGUCUUUGGAGCUAUGGAACAUGGUGGAGAGCCAAACAAUGUCAGUUCCAGCCCACGACGGUCUCAUUGCCGCAUUAGCCCAAUCUCCUACCACAGGAAUGGUCGCCUCAGCGAGCCACGACAAGUCAGUCAAAUUAUGGAAAUAGAAACCAAUGAUGUUAUAGCUUUGUCAAAGAUACAGGAGAGGAGGGACAAGAAGAUGAAGUAAUCGCCGUUAAUUAUUGUUAAAUCCAAUAAAAUCUGGUAGUGGAUGUUUAAUUACUAUGUUUAAAGUAAGGGACUGGCUUUUCUUGUUAAUCUGAGAAGGGGGGUAGAAAGUAAGCUACAAAUAGCUUGCUUACGAGUAUGAAUGGUAUUUAUAGAUUGGUGUACAUUGACUUUAGUUGGUAGAAUUAGCGAGGAUGGAUGAUUUGACUAGUUGAGAGCGAUUUGUCACAAGGUGUUUAUAUAGAAAAUAAUAUGAUUUCUAAUAAUAUUAUGGCGUUUUCUCA
Asparagus officinalis (garden asparagus) is the source of this 3018-nucleotide messenger RNA. RefSeq names its product transcriptional corepressor LEUNIG_HOMOLOG. Gene Ontology annotation, molecular function: protein binding; transcription corepressor activity. Bases 226 to 2673 code for a protein of 815 amino acids. NCBI's taxonomy places the organism in Eukaryota, Viridiplantae, Streptophyta, Magnoliopsida, Asparagales, Asparagaceae. The record is from RefSeq and is a predicted model, not a curated record. The transcript has 18 exons.